UCCGCCCUCUUAUUUGAUUUUGCGCCGCUCCUCUAUUUUCGUUUUCGAGCGUGGUAGUGCUUAGGAGAGUACCUCAUUCGACUGACCUGGGUUUCAUCUUCUUUCCGGCGUGCUCUCGCUGCAAUUCCUCGACUCAUCAAGAGGUUAACAGUAGCUUCCUCGAUCGCUUCACUCCUGUCACUCGCGCAUCGUUUAGUGGAGCUCCAGCCAUUGCCACCUACUCCACCGUCGUCCUCUCAGUGGUUUUGCGUUUACUAUCAGUCCAGUCAAGACUGUAAUCCACUCGCAAAAGGCAUAUAGCUCAGGGGAAACCAUUGGCAUGGCAACAAUCAGCGGUCUAAUCAGGGGACAUUCUGUGAGAUCGACGGUGACACCGGAGGAUUCGAAUGUGAAUCAACAAGGCAUUGAUCAAUCAGAAGUUGAAUUCAUUGAUCGUCCACUGGGCCUCGGUGAGCGAGCUGCCAAAGAAGGGGAUAAGGUCAGAAUCAAGUUUCAACAGUUAAGUAAUACUGGCAAAGUUGAAGUUGAAAAGGGCCCUCUGGAACUGAUUUUGGGAGAAAACAAAUGCGGCCAGGGAAUUGACCAAGGAAUCAUUGGAAUGAAGUACGAAGGGAGCAGAGAACUCAAAAUCCCCCCAGAUCUUUGUCCCCCAAGCAAAUGUCGACUUUUGAAGAAAAGUUUGGCCUGGGCUCCAAGGAUAAAAAGAGAUUUCGUGUGUACGUUCUGA
Molecule: messenger RNA, 727 nt
Organism: Prosopis cineraria
Lineage: Eukaryota; Viridiplantae; Streptophyta; Magnoliopsida; Fabales; Fabaceae
Product: FK506-binding protein 4-like
Exons: 8
Coding region: 320-727 (135 amino acids)
Molecular function (GO): peptidyl-prolyl cis-trans isomerase activity
Source: RefSeq, a predicted model, not a curated record